UUUAGAAACGAGAGUGGAUCUGCAUUUAACUGUAUUUGCCGGCUGACGCGAAUUUGUUAAAACAGUAGAAAAGUAAAAAAAAAAACAUUACCCGUUGAUACUCAUGCCUUAAUAUGAAGAUAAGCGUCGAUGGUUUAUUAGUCUAUUUUCCUUAUGAUUAUAUAUAUCCUGAACAAUAUGCGUACAUGCUGGAUCUCAAACGAGGACUCGAUGCUAAGGGUCAUUGUCUUCUGGAAAUGCCUUCCGGCACUGGAAAAACAAUAACUCUGCUAUCUCUCAUUGUUGCUUAUAUGUUAGAACAUCCCUUGGAUGUUACAAAAUUAAUAUAUUGUUCGCGUACUGUGCCAGAAAUAGAAAAAGUUAUUGAAGAAUUGAAAAAAUUAAUAGACUAUUAUGAACAGGAGACUAAGAUUUUACCAAAAAUCAUAGGGCUGGUACUCAGUUCGAGAAAGAACAUGUGCAUCCAUCCUGAGGUGAGUAAAGAGAGAGAGGGCAAGAUCGUCGAUAGUCGUUGUCACGGUCUUACAGCGUCUUACAUUCGCGAAAGGCAUAACUACGACGACUCCACGCCAAUUUGUAGCUUUUAUGAAACAUUCGAUAUCGAGGGCCGUGAACUGAUCAUACCACCCGGUAUUUAUUCUAUCGACGAUAUGAAAGAAUAUGGAAGAGCUAGAAAUUGGUGCCCUUACUUCCUAGCUAGAUAUACCCUUAUGCAUGCACAAAUCGUUGUGUAUAGUUAUCAUUAUUUAUUGGAUCCAAAAAUAGCUGAAGCCGUGUCAAAAGAAUUGGCUAAAAGUUCAGUCGUCGUUUUUGACGAAGCUCAUAAUAUUGAUAAUGUAUGCAUUGAUUCUUUAAGCGUUAAGUUAAAUCGUCGAAUAAUGGAAAAAAGUUGUUCAAAUUUAACUCUUCUUGAAAAGACAGUUGCAGAAAUGAGAGAAGACGAUGCUAACAAACUCAAAGAAGAAUAUAAUAAACUAGUAGAGGGUUUAAAAGAUGCACAAGUUGCUCGUGAAACCGAUGUUGUUUUAGCUAAUCCUGUUUUACCAAACGAAGUUUUAGAAGGUGUGGUGCCGGGUAACAUACGUAAAGCCGAGCAUUUUGUAAGCUUUCUCAAGCGCUUCGUCGAGUAUUUGAAAAUGCGAUUACGCAUCCAGCACGUCGUCCAGGAAUCACCAGUCACCUUCUUGCACGAUAUACAAAUGAAAAUCUGCAUCGAGCGUAAGCCUUUACGAUUUUGCGCCGAGCGACUAUCUUCGUUACUUCGAACGAUGGAAAUAAAUGACCUCACGGACUUCUCGCCCCUUAUCCUCGUUACGCAUCUUGCCACGCUUGUGGCGACAUACACCAAGGGCUUCACUAUUAUUAUAGAGCCGUUUGAUGACAAAGCGCCGACCGUUCACAAUCCGAUACUUUAUUUCUCAUGUUUAGAUUCAUCAAUCGCAAUGAAGCCAAUUUUUGAUAGAUUUCAAACUGUCGUCAUUACGUCCGGGACCUUAUCACCAUUGGACAUGUAUCCAAAAAUUUUAAAUUUUCAUCCAGUUAUUAUGUCAUCGUUUACAAUGACCUUAGCUAGGCCUUGUCUUCUUCCAAUGAUAGUUUCAAAAGGUAACGAUCAGGUUGCUAUAUCAUCGAAGUACGAAACUCGCGAAGACGUUGCAGUUAUAAGGAAUUAUGGACAAUUAUUGGUCGAGUUUGCUGCUAAUGUUCCCGAUGGCAUCGUUUGUUUUUUCACUUCGUAUUUAUAUAUGGAAUCUGUCGUAGCUGCCUGGUACGACCAAGGUAUUCUAGAUCAAAUCCAAAGGUACAAAUUAAUAUUCAUUGAAACACAAGAUUCUGCAGAGACUAGUUUAGCCUUGUAUUAUUAUAACAAAGCUUGCGAUAAUGGAAGAGGCGCCGUUCUCCUGUCAGUAGCUAGAGGUAAAGUGUCGGAGGGAGUUGAUUUUGAUCAUCACCUGGGAAGAGCUGUGCUUAUGUUCGGUAUACCAUAUGUAUAUACGCAGUCACGCAUCUUGAAAGCUCGCCUGGAGUAUCUCAGGGAUCAAUUUCAGAUCAAAGAGAAUGACUUUCUCACUUUCGAUGCAAUGAGACAUGCAGCGCAAUGCGUAGGUCGAGCUAUUCGAGGAAAAACCGAUUAUGGUAUAAUGGUGUUUGCAGAUAAGAGAUUUUCUAGAAUUGAUAAGAAAUGCAAACUACCCAAAUGGAUUCAAGAAUAUCUUACAGACAAUCUAUGUAAUUUAUCUACAGAAGAAGCAAUUCAAAUUUGUAAAAGAUGGUUACGUCAAAUGGCACAACCAUUCUCAAGGGAAGAUCAACUUGGACUUUCAUUAUUAACUCUUGAGCAGUUAAAAAGUAAAGAACAAGCAAAAAUUGAACAACAAGCUCAACAAAAUUAAUAAAAUUCAGUUUAUAAUAAAUGUAAUAUAAGUAAAUGAAGUGAUAAAAAUGUAUUUAACUACAAAAAUGGAUUGUAAUACCUAUGAUAAG
Ceratosolen solmsi marchali is the source of this 2484-nucleotide messenger RNA. RefSeq names its product general transcription and DNA repair factor IIH helicase subunit XPD (gene Xpd). The record is from RefSeq and is a predicted model, not a curated record. Gene Ontology annotation, cellular component: nucleus. The transcript has 13 exons. Gene Ontology annotation, molecular function: hydrolase activity, acting on acid anhydrides, in phosphorus-containing anhydrides; DNA helicase activity; damaged DNA binding. Gene Ontology annotation, biological process: nucleotide-excision repair; positive regulation of mitotic recombination; transcription by RNA polymerase II. Bases 114 to 2393 code for a protein of 759 amino acids. Lineage: Eukaryota; Metazoa; Arthropoda; Insecta; Hymenoptera; Agaonidae.